Molecule: messenger RNA, 3069 nt
Organism: Brassicogethes aeneus
Lineage: Eukaryota; Metazoa; Arthropoda; Insecta; Coleoptera; Nitidulidae
Source: the annotation of a GenBank genome assembly
AUGUUCGAAGAAACAUCGUCUAAUCGGUAUUGCUAUGUAAUAAUACAAAACGCGACCUACAAUGAAUCCUUCACCUGUCCGUAUCCUGGAUUGUACUACGAUAUUGAGAUACUGAAAAAGCUCAACAUCACAACGUAUUUGCCGGCACGAAGGGAGGCGAGAAAUCAGCCUUUUCUUUGGAAGACCGCCUCUGACUAUGGAAAGAGUGUCUACGACGAUGUGUAUAUCGAAAUGCCGCUAUUGGAAGGAAACUGCUUGGUUUAUUUACCAAGCAACAACAUUGUUCCUUACGAUUGCAACACCAACCUAAAUAUGCUUUGUUUGUAUCGUAGAGUUUUCAUAGUUGAAGAUACGAGUGUUUUUGGGAAAAACAUGGUGUGCCUAUUUCCAUAUCAAGUUUGCUAUUACUUGGAAAUAAACGAGGUGGCAACCAACAGGUCCAAUUUUUGCAGUUAUAAUUUAGCCAACUUCAUCGAGUAUUACCAAGGGGUUCAUUAUUUGAAAGAACUGGAUAGACAUUGUUGGAUCGGAUUGGUUUCUGACGGAUACGCCAACUUAUACUGGGAACCCGAUAAACAAUUGAGGUACUUAGAUCUCAUGCCAACUGGAGAAAUCCAAAAUGAUUCUUACGGAUACACAACCGAUUCUAAUUGGUAUUUGACAGACAACAUAACCGAACUGGACUGCGCCAUUUGUGAAGUCAACACUACGCAAUAUCCUGCCGCUUCGAUUCAAUUGAAUUUGAAUACAACUUCACGUUGCAUUACGUUUGACAUAUCCAACAUUAAUCAUUUUCCGGACAAAACCAUUAUAUGCUACUUGUCAACUCAAAUUACCACUUUUUUCAAUACAUACAUUGUCACGGAAAAAAGUUCCCAAAUUUGCGUCAACGAAACGAUCGCAAAGUAUUUCUACUGCAAGGGUUUCGAUAUUUUUUCUCAAAAAAUUAUAGCAAGCAAUCAAUUGGAAGUGCGUCAAACUAACGUUCAAAAAAACGAUUUAGUGAUGUACAUUAAACCCAUUAACAAAGCCACUCCUUUUGAUUGGGAUAUGCUAACUGAAAUCACAGACGAAGUAAAGCAAAUAUGCGAUAAAAAGUGUGUAUCUACCCCAUCAAAAAUUUUGGUGUACACUGAGACGCAAUGGUGUAUAUUGCUAUAUAUCGACUAUCAAGACGCAAAUGAUACCGUAUGGUUUAAAGACUUGGCUGGAAAGACUAAGGAUAACUUUUACAUACAGGAGUUAAGGAAUAUGAAGUUUUGCGCGAAAGAUAUCAUUAAUGUAAACAGUGUUAACUUGACGUGGAAUAAAACGGAGGUCGGCAAAAGCAUAGUACCUUUAGAAUGUUGCGGAACGCCUGUGACUAGAACUUGUCUAAAUGACAAGGACGAAGGGGCAUAUUGGUCGAAUAUAAGUGGAGAAUAUACACCAUGUUCUUUGGAAGUAAAAUACGUUUACGACCUGAUAAACAUCACUGAUACAACAUCCGAUGUGGUCAUAGAGAAGUUGAGUAAUUUUUCGGAAACGUUUAAAACUAAAUUAAGCAACAUGCAAACGCACUACACCGCUUUGAUAAUGACGAAUUAUGUGGAUUCUAAAAACGUGAAUAUGACGGAUUUAACAGUUGAAAACUAUUUAAAUAUAAUCGAUAACGUUAUGUCAGGGGAUAGGAAUGUUCUUAAUCAGUCUCAGUACAAGAUGAACUCGACAGAUAUUUUUUUAAAUGGCCUGGAUCACCUUUUGUCGGACUACAACAGCAACAUCAAUUUGAAUUUUAGUUUGGUGCAUGUGAGAAAAACCAAUAUAUCGUCCGGUAUUGUUGGCUGGUAUCGUGCUCUUGGUGAGUUUAGGCCGAUUCAAAAUACAUCUUCACUGGAUUCAGUUAUUGCUGAAAGGCCUGAGGUUGCAGCUUUUUUGACUGUCGAAUUAAUCGAGGAGGUUAAAGCCUACGAAAACUUGGAUGAUUUUGAAGUUAUAUACACGUUUUUUGCGAAUGAUAAUCUAUUUAACGAAAACAAAAAAGUCGAUAAUGCUAGUUGGGUGGUCAGCAUAGAUAUACCGGAUUUUAAUUGUACCUUCAGUUCCUACAUGUAUGUUAUUAUAAAGAAGAGUUUGAAAAUGGGCGCCAACUUCUCUUGUGCUUAUUGGGCAUACGGAAGGACCGAUGAAAUGAACAUAAGGGGAUCGUGGUCGAUCGAUACGAGCAAUAUUUUGGAAGUAGACGCUGACUAUUUGGUGUGCGGGUAUGAUCACAUGACCCACUUUGGAAUGUUACUCGAUGAGCAGGUGAAAGACACUUGGUUGGCUACUAUAAUCGCUAUAGCAGGAUUUGGAUUGUCUUCUACCGGAGUAGUGGCGGUUUGCGCCGUAUCGUGGAUAAACAGAAAUACACUGGAAAGAAAAAAUAGCAUUCUCAUCAUCAUGUUCCUUAUAAGUACACUGCUGCUUCCUUUAGCUUUGUUUAUAUCGGGCUCUGUGAAAGGCCAUUGUUCCUGUAUUAUUGCAGGAAUGUUUCUUCAUUAUUCUAUACUAUCGCAAUCCAGUUGGUCUCUAAUUUUUGCGCUCUUUCAAUACCGUCGUUUCGUUGUCGUUUUUAAUUCUUAUAAUAAUCGAACCAUAAUCAAAUCUUGCUUGGCUGGCUGGCUUCUGCCUGCAUUUCCGGUAAUCUUGGUUGCUCGGAUUUCCCUGGAUAACUACCACAGAAACAACGCGAAUAUUUGUUAUUUGUCCUCAUUUCUUAUUAAAGUAGCAGUGAUACUUCCUUUAGGAUGCAUUUUAGCCGUAAACACUUAUAAUUUAUUUAAAAUUGUUCACACAUUAGUUAAAAACAAUCAGGAUGAUAUGUGCUGGAAAAUAGCUAAGCUUACUAAUUAUUUGUUUUUUCUUUUCGGCUUGUCUUGGAUUUUCGGUUUUAUAGCAGUUUUUUCUGAAUUUCAACUUUUUAAUUAUAUUUUUAAUUUUUUGAAUUCUAUUCAGGGAUUUGUUAUAUGCUUAUACUUUAUAUCCACUUCAAACUACAAGUUCAGGCAAUAUCGUGACUCUAUUAGUUGCUCAUCGAAACAAUCCUAA